GAUGAAGAAGACCACCUUCCUGCUGGUGCUUGGCGUCUUGCUGGCCUUGAGCCGGUCUCAGUCGGACCCGGGUGGCGAGGAGCCGGCCGGCGAGGAGGAGCACGUGGAGCUGUUCACCACGCCCACAACCAAGAUGGCCGCCGCCACCUCGGACUUCGGCUACAACCUGUUCCGCGCUCUGGCGAGCCGCCAGGCCGCCACCAACGUCUUCCUGGCCCCCACCAGUGUGUCUGCGGCGCUGACGCAGCUUUCCAUGGGGGCGUCUGAGAAUGCCCAGAGGCAGCUGUUCAGGGCCCUGAGGUACCACACCCUGCAGGACCCCCAGAUCCACAACACCCUCAGAGACCUGCUGGUCUCCAUCCGGGCGCCUGGAAAAGGCCUGAGCGGCGGCGCACGCCUCUACCUGGCCCGACGCCGCCUGAAGCAGGACUUCUUCGCCCUGGUGGAGCAGCAGUAUGGGAGUCGCCCCAAGACGCUGCAGGGAGGGAAGAAAGGUACCAAGGACAUCAACGACUGGGCGGCGCGGCAGACCGGCGGGAAGGUGCAGCGCUUCCUGAACAAGCCCCUCCCCCCGAACUCCGGAGUGAACACCGUGAGCGCCGCCUACUUCAAAGGGAGGUGGGCCACCCGGUUCGGUCAGAGUGCAGCGACUGAGAACUUCCAGGUGGACGGCGGGGCACCUGUCCGCGUUCCCAUGAUGCAACAGGACAACUACCCCGUGAAGAUGGGCGUGGACUCAGAUUUGGGCUGCACGAUCGCUCAGAUCCCGAUGCAGGACGACGUCAGCAUGUUCGUCUUCCUGCCCGACGGCGUGACCUCCAACACGACCUCGCUGGAGGAGAGCCUGACCGCCGAGUUCGUGCAGGACCUCUCCAUGACGCUGCAGCCGGCCCUGGUGUCCCUGGCUCUGCCCACCCUGAGGCUCAGCUACUCCACCGACCUGCUGCCGCUGCUCGGGGACCUGGGUCUCUCUGAGUGGCUGGCGAACCCCGAACUGGAGAAGAUCUCAAACCAGCGCAUCAAGCUCAGCAGCGUCAAUCACAAGGUCGUCAUGGAGACGGCGCCCGAGGGGAACCAAUACCCCGCCGCCACCUCAGCGACUCACCUGUCCUACCGGGUGGACCGGCCCUUCCUCUUCCUCGUCCGGGACGAAGCGUCGGGGGCGCUGCUCUUCAUCGGCAGGGUGGUCAACCCCAAAGACCUGAGCAUGUAACACACACACACACAGACCUGUACUUCUACCUUAGUGAGGACACUCAUGUAUUGCAUGCAUUCCCUAGCUCCUUAAACCUUUACUCCAAAUCUGAUCCCAAUUAAAACCUGAACCCUAAAACUAAGUCUGAACCCCCAAAAUGGCGUUUGAUGUGCGGACCGGACAAAACGCCUUCACUCUAAAGAUCUAAAACCUGGUCCUCACAUUGAUUGACGUACCAGUAUACUCACACACACCUGUAUUUCCGUCUUUGUUAGUACGUUUUCCUCACCUUAUUACCUGAACCCUAACCUAACCCGAACUAGUCAGAACCCUCUGAGGUCUGGGCAAAAUGUCCUCACUUUCCAAAAGAUGUCCUCACUCUGAAGGUCUAACACCUGGUCUCCACAAGGCUCGAUAUACAAACACACACACACACAAACACACACACACACACACACACACACACACACACACACACACACACACACACACACACACACACACACACACACACACACUCUCUCUUAGCAGGUCCUAGGAGGGUUUUAGGUGUUUGCUUUGCAUCUCUGGUGGCAGAUAUUUGCGAGUUUAUAUGAUUUUUCUUUUUUUCUUAAACACACCGACAAUACUCUUUUUAAAAGGAAUCAAAUAUCGUCAUAAUUUGUGUGAAAUGGAAUAAACGACAAUGAAAGCAGA
Molecule: messenger RNA, 1891 nt
Organism: Pseudoliparis swirei
Lineage: Eukaryota; Metazoa; Chordata; Actinopteri; Perciformes; Liparidae
Gene: serpinf1
Product: serpin peptidase inhibitor, clade F (alpha-2 antiplasmin, pigment epithelium derived factor), member 1
Exons: 7
Coding region: 2-1213 (403 amino acids)
Biological process (GO): negative regulation of endopeptidase activity; negative regulation of angiogenesis
Molecular function (GO): serine-type endopeptidase inhibitor activity
Source: RefSeq, a predicted model, not a curated record